AUGACCGGCUCGCCCUGCAAGAGGGAGAAAGGUGGUACUGAGAGGUAUCCGAGGUCAGUAGAGGCCAGCAGCUUGAGGCGGAUGGCGCUGCUGGGCAGGUUUGAGCUUCGAGAGGAGCACAAGACGGAAUUGAAGGAAGCCUUUGAUGUCUUCGACAAUGAGGGUACUGGCACUAUCGACAUCAAGGAUCUCCGAGUCGCGUUGCGAGCUCUUGGAUCUGAACCGGGAAAAGAGGAGAUGAAGCGUCUGGUUGGCAAGUAUACGAGGGGCGUGGGACCGAGGAAGGGGUCGGCGGGAGAAGAGAUGGUGACAGAAGAUGAGCAGUCACCCUGGCAGCAAGAAGAAGGGGAUUCAUCAGCAUCAUCGACAGUGGGUCAGCAGCAGUAUGAGGUAGAGGACGAGGAGGGGAGUAGUAAGGAUGGGCAGGAGGAAGGUGAUGGAGGGCCAGUGAGGGAGCAUGGUACCUUGGACUUCUGUGAGUUUCUUGAAAUAAUGUUGGAGAAGAUGACAGAGAAUUGCUCAAGGGCUGAGGUAGAGCAGGCCUACCAUAUGGUCAAGGGGGAAUCUGGGAAGGUGUCUCGGGAGGAUCUCAAGGCGGCAGCGGCUGAGCUCGGUGAACAUAUAGGAGAAGAAGAGUUGGAUGAAAUGAUGAAGGAGGCGGAUACGGACGGCGAUGGGUUAAUCAGCGAGGAGGAAUUCAUUGGAAUCGUCCUCAAUCCGGAUAGCGCCUCAAUGUGA
Messenger RNA from Perkinsus marinus ATCC 50983, 738 nucleotides. Its product is annotated as calmodulin, putative. NCBI's taxonomy places the organism in Eukaryota, Perkinsozoa, Perkinsida, Perkinsidae. Gene Ontology annotation, cellular component: centrosome; centriole. The coding region runs from base 1 to 738 and encodes 245 amino acids. The record is from RefSeq and is a predicted model, not a curated record. The transcript is spliced from 5 exons. Gene Ontology annotation, molecular function: calcium ion binding. Gene Ontology annotation, biological process: centriole replication; mitotic cell cycle.